CAGAGGAUCAUCAUGGCGGCAGGGAUUUAAAACUUUGCCAAGACUCAAACUGACACAGACAGAGACUGGAUUUUUUCGAAGAGAAGUGACUGCUGUUCAACACAUCUUUUCAGAGGAAGACUAGGACAGAUGUACAAACAUUGAGAAGUGAAAAAAAUUUCAGAGCUUCUGUUCAACACAACACUUCAGAGGAAGACAAAGAUAGAAGUACAAACACUUAGAUCUCUCAACUUGACUUCUGAAGUCGCUGGAGGAAUUGGUCAAAGAUGAUCUGAAGAAGUUUCAGUGGCACUUAAAGAAACAUGAGAGUAUAUCAACAUCUGAAAUGGAGGAUGCAGAUUGAUUAAAAACAGUGGAUAAGCUGGUGGAGUGUUUUGGGCCAGAAGAAGCUGUGAAGAUCACAGUCGGCAUCCUGAGGAAGAUGGACAAGAACAAUCUGGCUGUUCUGCUGGAAGAAGAACACAGGCAAGCUGAUAAAUGUCCAGUCCAGAUAAGCAGCAGUGCUCAGCCUGGAGCCAGUGUUGUUGAAGUGAAAGCUGAAACAGGUGCAAGUGUAAAUGCUCCUGUACUCGCUGGAAACACCUUCACUGGAACAGUUAACUUAAUCUACAGCUCACCUGAUGCAGGAAACGAUAAACACGGAUGCUCAGAGACAGCAGAGAAUAAAAGAGAAAAACAAGGCUCAGCUGCAGAGGACAGUAAAGCUAAUCAUAAUGAUUACAGAAAGGUCUUGAAGGAUAAGUUAAAACAGCAAUGUGAGCGGAUAUUGGUUGGUAAUUCACAGACGGGUCAGAAUAAAUACCUGGACGAUAUUUACACUGAUUUAUAUGUGGUGGAGAAUCAGACUGGAGGAAGAACGAAUGAACAUGAGGUGAUACAGAUUGAAUCAAAUCACAACAGACUGACUGCCAAGGACAGGCAGAUCCAGUGUAAUGACAUGUUCAAAGACCAUAUGGGUCGACAAAACAGAAAAGUGUUGACAGUGGGGAUUGCAGGAGUGGGAAAAACUGUCUCUGUCAAGAAAUUCAUCCUUGACUGGGCUAAAGGAAAAGAAAAUCAAGAUAUAGUCUUCAUUUUUCCACUCCCAUUCCGGGAACUGAAUUUGAUUAAAGAGGAGUACAGUCUCAUGGGAUUGCUUCACACACACUGCUUUAGUGGCCUUAAAGAGCUGACAUCUCUUCCUGAAGAUGGAAAUAAGGUCAUGUUCAUCUUUGAUGGGCUGGAUGAAUGUCGCUUCCCUUUGAGCUUUAAGCAGGGUGACCGUUUUACAGAUGUUAAUAAGAAAACAACAGUGAGUAAGAUAGUUACAGCCCUAAUCAAGAGACAUCUGGUUCCCUCUGCUCUCAUCUGGAUAACAUCCAGACCAGCAGCAGCCAGUCUGAUACCCCGAGAAUACAUUGACCAGGUGACAGAGGUACGAGGAUUCAGUGAUGAGCAGAAAGAGAAGUACUUCAUCAGAAACAGCAGUCCUGAGGUUGCUGAAAACAUUAUCCGUCACAUCAGAAAAUUCAGAAGUCUGUACAUCAUGUGUCACAUCCCGAUCUUCUGCUGGAUCUCUCUCACUGUUCUUCAGCCUCUGCUGGUUCGAGAGAGCAAUGACAAAACACCCACAACCCUCACAGGGAUGUACAUAAACUUUUUACUUUCACAGAAGCAACAGAUGGAAACAAAAUAUUGCGAUGAUCCUGAAACUAAUCCUAAAGUCAUGUCUUUUGAUGAUAUUAUUCUGAAGCUUGGGAAACUGGCCUUUAAACAACUACAGAAAGGUAAUCUGAUUUUCUACAAAGACGAUCUUGAGGAGUGUGGACUAGAUGCCAUUGAAGGUUCUGUGUACUCUGGGUUAUGCACCCGGAUGUUUAAGGAGGAAAAAUCUAUGUCAGUGAGAAACAUUUACAGCUUCGUACAUCUCAGCAUCCAGGAAUUACUUGCUGCUCUCUAUGUGUUUUUCAUUAACAAAAACAAGAAAGAAAACCCAUUUCUUAAAUCCUGGAAAAAACCGACAUGUAUCCUGUCCAAAAAGCCACUGCUUAAACUUCAUAAAGUUGCAGUCAAGAAGGCUUUACAAAGUGAGAAUGGACACCUGGACCUCUUCCUCCGAUUCCUCCUGGGUCUUUCAUUGGAGUCCAAUCAGAGAGACCUGAAGGAACUACUGCCAGGACUGGAGCUCAAAACAGAGGACACCAAAGACACUGCUGACUAUAUCAAAAAGAAAAUAGAGAUGGAGGAAUCAACAGAGAGGAAAAUCAAUCUGUUCCACUGUCUGAAUGAACUGAAAGAUGACUUUGUGGAGGAAAUCCAGAAGAAUCUGCGCUCUGGAAAACUUUCAGGGCAGAAUCUCUCCUCUGCUCAGUGGUCGGGUCUGGUGUUUUUGCUCCAGAUGUCAGAAGAGACUCAGGAGAAAUUUGAACUGCAGAAAUACAAAAGAUCGGAUGAAGCACUGAUGAGACUGCUGCCAGUCAUCAAAAACACCAAAAGAGCACUGCUACAGUGCUGUAAUCUCACUGCACAGUCUUGUGAGAGUUUGUCAUCAAUUCUACUGUCAUCAAACUCUAUCCUGAGAGAGCUGGACCUGAGUAACAAUGAUCUGAAGGAUUCUGGAGUGAAGCUUCUUUCUGAUGGACUGAAGAGUCUGAACUGUCAGCUUGAGAUUCUGAGGCUAUGUGGAUGUAAUCUCACUGCUCAGUCCUGUGAAAGUUUGUCCUCAGCUCUACAAUCCUCAAAUUCCCAUCUAAAUGUGUUGGACCUGAGUAACAAUGACCUGCAGGAUUCUGGAUUGAAGCUGCUUUCUGAAGGUCUGAAGAGUCCAAACUCUAAGCUGGAGAUAUUAAGAUUUUCCAUCUGUAAUCUCACUGCUCAGUCUUGUGGGAGUUUGUCAUCAGUUUUACAAUCCUCAAACUCUGUCCUGAGAGAGCUGCACCUGAGUAACAAUGUUCUGCAGGAUUCUGGUGUGAAACUUCUUUCUGAUGGACUGAAGAGUCCAAACUCUAAGAUGGAGAUAUUGAGAUUUUCCAUCUGUAAUCUCACUCAUCUGUCUUGUGAGAGUUUGUCAUCAGUUUUACAAUCACCAAGCAACUGUCUGAGAAAGAUAGACCUGAGUAACAAUGACCUGCAGGAUUCAGGAGUAAAGCUACUUUCUGAUGGACUGAAGAGUCCAAACUGUCAGUUGCAGAUUCUGAGGUUGUCUGGCUGUAUGGUGACAGAGGAGGGAUGUUGUUAUAUAUCUUCAGCUCUGACUUCAAACCCCUCACACUUGAGAGAGCUGGAUCUGAGUUAUAAUCACCCCGGAGAUUCAGGAGUCAAGCUGCUCCAGGAAAAACUGGAGGAUCCAAAUUGCUCACUGGAGAAAUACAAUGUGAAUGAUGGAGGAGAAUCCAGGAUUACAGCAGGACUAAAGAAAUAUGCCUGUUUUUUCACACUGGAUCCAAACACAGCAAACAAUCAUCUCAUUCUGUCUGAGGAGAACAGAAAAGUGACAGAUGUGCAAGAGAAACAGCCAUAUCCUGAUCAUCCAGACAGAUUUGAUGUAUUUCAGGUGUUGUGUAGAGAGAGUGUGUGUGGACGCUGUUACUGGGAGAUUGAGUGGAGUGGAGAUUGUGGUGUGUUUAUAUCAGUGUCAUAUAAGAGCAUCGGCAGGAAGGGACGGGGUGAGGAGUGUGAGUUUGGACGUAAUGAUAAGUCCUGGAGUUUGAUCUGCACUCCUGACAGUUACUCAUUCAGACACAAUAACAUAGAGACUGCUCUCCCUGUAGAGUCCAUCAUCAGGAGAAUAGGAGUGUAUGUAGAUCACAGUGCAGGAACUCUGUCCUUCUACAGCGUCUCUGACACAAUGAGCCUCAUGCACACAGUCCAGACCACAUUCACACAGCCACUUUAUCAUGGGAUUGGUUUUUCUUCUUAUGAAUCAUCAGUGAAACUGCUGAUGAAUUAGAAGAGUCUCACAAGAGAUUCUACCCAUAAUUCUUUGAGCUGCAUGAAUCAGUAACAGUGGGAUGUUAUAAAGUCUCUUCAUGACAUAAAAUCAAUCAAUAUCAACAAAAUAAAUUUUUUCAAUGCAGAGGAAACAGAAGCGGGACUUCGUAUUUGUAUUUACCCACUGUUUAAUGCAGGACAUGAAUGCAUUUGACCUGCAGUAACAAUUGCAUAAAUAAUGUUUUGAUAUAUAAGACAUAAAAUGUUAAAUACUCAUUUGAAAAAAAAAACAUUAUUAAUAAAAUCAAAAUAUACUUUAAAUGUGAAAUUAAAACUGCCAGUGAGUCAUUGCAAUUAAACCGAAUCAUUUAAACUGGUGAUUCAUUCAGGAACUAAACACCAUCAUUGUAGAGCGAGGCAAAACUGUGUUAUGGUGGCUGUGUUUGGAAUUAUUUUUGUUGUCGAAAUAGAGUAAAAACAGUUAAAUUCUAAUUAACUAAUUAAUUAAAUUCUUGUUUAUUGAACUGUUGUAAAAAACAAUCUAUGUAAUCAUGCUGAUUUUUGAAAAUAUGGCACUCUUCGUGUGAUAUUGAUUUACUAUAUGAAAUGAUAUAAAUAUAUAAAUUUUCUGCCCCAUAUCUUCAAUUGUGUGCAUUUUAGCAGACUGAAACAUACAGUGAAAGAACGCACUCUAAAUGUGCACGCACUAGUGUAAUCUACCAGACUUCACAGCACUGUAGGUGUUUUGUAUGGUUUUUGGCAAAAUACUGAUAAUGUCAAAUCGCACAUCAUUAAAAUAGCAAUUACAAUAUGAUCAUAGAAAAUAAAUAUCACACACCCUGCACCGCUGUCUUUUUGGCUAAUUUGUGCAAAACCUUUGCUAAACUGUCAAAGCUUAAUUUUAACCACCAAUGCAAAGAUGCAAGUUUUACCUUAAAUCUGUGUGCUUGCAAAGGGUUGAUGUCAAGAUUUAAUAAGCUGCAAGUUUGGUCUUUCUAUGCAAACACAACUUCAUAAUAGAGCUUAAAUAUGGCCAGGGCUUCACUUCAUUUCCUUCGAGUUCGAUUAUUUGACAGCUGCAGUCAGGGAAAAUGAAAGAAAAACACUGUAGUUAAAAUAUUUAAUAUUUACAUAUGAAAGUUUAUUUCUUGAAGUUAUGUGGGUUUCUUAGAACGAAUUCAAGCAGGAUAAAUGUCAAGCCUGUGUCUGAGCCUGUGCUUAUAUUUUCUCUAAGCUACACCGUAUUAAACCAGAUUUUAGAUUUGACACAUUUAAAAGGUGUGCAGUAUUAUUUAUAUUAUAUGAAUUAUGUGUUAUAUUAUUCAAAAUAAGUUGUGGUUCACUUUGCAUCGGAGCAUUAAAAGUAGUAGCCUAUUUUAGUGAGCUAGGCUACAUGGAUUAAUAUGCAAAAUGUCAAUAUUCUCACAUAUUAGGCCUAUAUUUUAAUUCAUAUUUUACAAUUCCUUAAAACAGCAUGCAUUUUUCUUAUUCAUUACAUGUCCUUUAUUUUGACAGUUAACUUGUUGGGAAAAAUAUAUUUUUCUGUACACUGAUUAAGAAAUUGUUGCAUGUUUUAUUAAUUAUUUCCUUUAUUUUAGUAAAAUGUGAGGCACUGUAUAAUUUCGUUCACAUUAUUUAGGCCUAAUUAGCCUAAAACAAGAAACGAAUAAAUUAAACCAGCACGAUUAAAUCUUUGAAACUCUAAACGUCCUCACGAUUAAACUCAAGUCCUCUCAUUAUAAUCGACAAAAUGCACAGAAUGUAAAAAAGAGCUUUAUUAAUUGACAACUUCAGUGAUUUUAAAGGGAGCCUUCUUUACUUGCUUUCAUAUAAUUUAAGUAAAAAAAAUUAAAUUGCAGCCACAUUUAAAUGCAGGUGUGUAAAAUGUCAGAGUGCAAGAUUUGUGCAGCGCUGAUGCUGAGUGCGAUGUGCAGCAUUUAUUCUUAUUUGUUUUAUCUUCAUUACAAAUCUUGUUUAGUUUUAUUUUGGAUAAUUGGAUGUUAAAACAUAUUUACGUUUUAAUGCAUAUGCAAAAUGUGAAUUAAUAUUCAUAUUCAAAUAUUUGUGCAAAAAUUAUUAAUGUGCAUGCAUGACAGGGAGACGGCGUCUCGAUCACUUUAAUUUUUUUCUGAUAAUAAAAUAACUUAAAAUUGUAAUGUUUCACAUACAUGAGAAAUAUAUCUACAGAAAGCUUGAAAUGUCUUUUAAAGGAAUGUUAGAUUAUUUCAUGAUCUCUGUCAGAUAUUACUGUGAGGUUGCAAUCCCUCCUCCCUUCUAACUUGCUCCUUCCACAGAUGUUUCCUGUUUUUGCAACAUAUAAGUGUUUUUGUCUUCUCUUUAUCUCCUGCCCUCCAUCUCUUUGUCCUAUGUUUUUCUCCCUCCUCCCAUCUGUGUUUUCUCUCUCUAUGGUUUAGUCUUAUGUCUCUUUAUCCAAAUGUAUACCCGCAUGCGCAGAUGAUACCUAAAGGUGAAUCGGUGAAUAUUGGUGGGGGGACCUUUUAGGCCCAGGUUGUUGAGUUUAGUUUGACCUUUGCAGAAAGUUGAAAUGCUCAGUGCCAGUAUUAUUCCUUAUAUGUCCAGUAAUUCCUGAUCACAUGUAUGUGUAUAUUACUUGUUGUUUUGGCUCAUGCUCAACACAUAUUUAAUCCAUAUCUUAUAGGAUAAACUAAAGCACAACCCCUUGCAGUACAACUAUAUAAUGUGUGAAUGUAAUAAUAAACUUGGAAGAAGUUU
Molecule: messenger RNA, 6642 nt
Organism: Carassius gibelio (silver crucian carp)
Lineage: Eukaryota; Metazoa; Chordata; Actinopteri; Cypriniformes; Cyprinidae
Product: NACHT, LRR and PYD domains-containing protein 12-like
Exons: 14
Coding region: 422-3928 (1168 amino acids)
Molecular function (GO): protein binding
Source: RefSeq, a predicted model, not a curated record